Molecule: messenger RNA, 1113 nt
Organism: Indicator indicator
Lineage: Eukaryota; Metazoa; Chordata; Aves; Piciformes; Indicatoridae
Gene: PSAT1
Product: phosphoserine aminotransferase 1
Exons: 9
Coding region: 1-1113 (370 amino acids)
Biological process (GO): L-serine biosynthetic process
Cellular component (GO): cytoplasm
Molecular function (GO): pyridoxal phosphate binding; O-phospho-L-serine:2-oxoglutarate transaminase activity
Source: RefSeq, a predicted model, not a curated record
AUGGAGUGCGGGCGGCAGGUGGCGAACUUCGGGGCUGGGCCGGCGAAGCUGCCGCGCUCGGUGUUAUUAGAAGCACAAAAAGAAUUGGUGGACUACAAAGGACUUGGUAUAAGUGUUCUUGAAAUGAGCCAUAGGACCUCAGAUUUCACAAAAAUUUUAAAUACAGCUGAGAAUCUCCUGCGUGAGUUGCUAAACAUACCAGGAAACUACAAAGUUAUUUUCCUCCAAGGAGGUGGAUCUGGUCAGUUCAGUGCAGUCCCACUUAAUCUUAUUGGUUUAAAGGAGGGAAGACAUGCAGAUUAUGUGGUUACUGGAGCUUGGUCAGCAAAGGCAGCUAAAGAAGCAGAGAAGUAUGCUGAAGUGAAUAUCGUUCAUCCAAAACUAGGAGCCUAUACAAGCAUUCCUGACCCAAGCACUUGGAAUCUUAAUCCAAAUGCAUCUUAUGUCUAUUACUGUGCUAAUGAAACUGUUCAUGGUGUGGAGUUUGACUUUGUACCUGAUGUCAAAGGAGCAGUCUUGGUUUGUGACAUGUCAUCAAACUUCCUGUCCAAACCUGUGGAUGUUUCCAAGUUUGGCGUGAUUUUUGCUGGUGCUCAGAAGAACGUUGGCUGUGCUGGAGUUACUGUUGUCAUAGUACGUGAGGACUUGCUGGGAUUUGCACUGAAAGAAUGCCCUGUAGUACUGGAUUACAAAACACAAGUCAUGAAUGGCUCUUUGUAUAACACUCCACCGUGCUACAGUAUUUAUAUCAUGGGAUUAGUACUGGAAUGGAUCAAGAAUAAUGGCGGAGCUGCAGCUAUGGAUAAACUUAGUUUAAUCAAAUCACGAAUGAUAUAUGACAUUAUAGACCAAUCUAACGGAUUCUAUGUGUGUCCAGUGGAGAAAAAGAACCGAAGCAGAAUGAAUGUCCCUUUUCGUAUUGGCAGUACCAAGGGUGAUGAAGCACUGGAAAAGAAAUUUCUUGAGAAAGCUGUGGAACUUAACAUGAUAUCUCUGAAAGGGCAUCGAUCUGUGGGAGGAAUCCGGGCCUCUUUAUAUAAUGCGGUGACUGUAGAAGAUGUUCAGAAGCUUGCAGCUUUCAUGAGAAGCUUCAUGCAGAUGCAUCAGUCAUAA